AAAACGUUCACACGGUUCACACCGUUCACACGUAUGUCAAAACCAGAAUAUAUUUUUUAACAGCGAUACCGCGGUGGCUCUGAGACCGAUUGUGAAAAAUCACCGAAAAAAUUGUAGAUGUCUAUAGCAAUUAUUAGGUGGAACUUCCUCGCCUGCUUUUCGGGUUAACCAUAAUUAGUGGAAUUAAGGUAGUAACCAAAUUACGUAGAUUAAAAAAAAGAACCGAGUAAAUCGAUUAGCGGCAGGGAGAUGUUCAAAUAUCAAGGAAUGCUAGCCAGCGGAAUACUGCUGCUGGCCUUCGCGGCUCAACGUAUGUUCGUUGAUAGCGUAGAAUUAACAUUCGAGCUUCCCGACAAUGCUAGAGAAUGCUUCUAUGAGGAAAUUAAGAAGAAUCAGACAGCAACCCUAGAAUUUCAGGUUGUAACAGGUGGGCAUUAUGAUGUGGAUGUGUCGUUGGAAAGCCCAACGAAGGAAAUAUUAUACCGUCAGGUUAAAACACAAUUUGAUUCACACCAAUUCACGGCUCAGGCCACCGGUAUUUACGUUGUUUGCUUCAGCAAUGAAUUCUCAACGUUUUCGCAUAAAUUGAUAUACGUGGACUUUCAAGUGGGUGAUGAACAACCGCUGCCGGGAAUCGAUGAGCACGCGAGUGUGUUGACGCAACUGGAAACAUCCGCCCAAGAAAUUCACAAGAGCCUUAAUGCAAUUCUGGACUACCAAACCCAUCACCGAUUGCGUGAAACUCAAGGAAGAAAACGAGCGGAGGAUCUCAACGAACGGGUAUUGUGGUGGUCGAUAACAGAAACAAUCGCUGUCCUGGUGAUAGCGGUUGGCCAGGUUAUAGUGCUGCGGAACUUUUUCUCGGAGAAAAAGCCUAGUCAAAUGAACUACCAACAGUUUCAAUAAAUAGUAUUUGAUUAGCGAAAUGAUGCAUAGGUUGCUAUUUUUCUAGUGUCCGUAUUCUGUUGAAAGCGUUCUCACAUAGAAACUCAUAACUUUUGGUGUUAAAAUCUUUAUGCUCACGCCGUCACUAUGCUGUCCCAUUUCUGUUUAUCAGUGAUGUUUUAUUCAUUGAGAAUAUUGUUUUAAUAAAGUCCUUGAAGUGUAAC
Messenger RNA from Toxorhynchites rutilus septentrionalis, 1109 nucleotides. RefSeq names its product transmembrane emp24 domain-containing protein 7 (gene p24-1). The transcript has 4 exons. Lineage: Eukaryota; Metazoa; Arthropoda; Insecta; Diptera; Culicidae. The coding region runs from base 250 to 906 and encodes 218 amino acids. The record is from RefSeq and is a predicted model, not a curated record. Gene Ontology annotation, biological process: intracellular protein transport; Golgi organization; endoplasmic reticulum to Golgi vesicle-mediated transport. Gene Ontology annotation, cellular component: COPII-coated ER to Golgi transport vesicle; endoplasmic reticulum; Golgi apparatus.